Molecule: messenger RNA, 8519 nt
Organism: Girardinichthys multiradiatus
Lineage: Eukaryota; Metazoa; Chordata; Actinopteri; Cyprinodontiformes; Goodeidae
Gene: trpm6
Product: transient receptor potential cation channel, subfamily M, member 6
Exons: 42
Coding region: 2283-8183 (1966 amino acids)
Biological process (GO): protein tetramerization; monoatomic cation transmembrane transport; protein phosphorylation
Cellular component (GO): apical plasma membrane
Molecular function (GO): monoatomic cation channel activity; protein serine/threonine kinase activity; ATP binding
Source: RefSeq, a predicted model, not a curated record
UUAACCAGCAAAGCUGUCCUCUGAUUGGUCUUUUUCACUUCCGCUGUUGAAUAACACUACCGGUGCAGUGUUUUUGCUAGCUGGUCUUGCACGCAUUUGUGUAAAACAUUUAAAAGGAAGGUGACUUUGCUUUGCUACUUUGUACCACCGGUCCUCUGAUGACUUUUUGAUGGCCAAAAGACGUGCUGAAGAAACUGUGUUCCUCGACUCUCCCAGUAAAAGAAAAUACUUACCUCCGCUCUGCGGUGUUGACAUGCAGCUGGAGAGCAUGGCCCAAGCCGGGGGUGUGAGCCCCCAGUCCCUGCUGACUUUGUUGGGGAGUCGCUGCAGAAAAAGGCCUUGUUGUUUCGAGAACGAAGAAGCAGAUUUUGGUCCAAAGAUUUUACUCUCGGGAUCUGGAAAGCAUGCAAAGGAUGUUUUGAAGGAGACGUCUUCUGGAAGUUUCCAGGACGAGAGGAUGUCCUGCUCACUUUCAAGAAAUAAGCGACCCCGAGAGGACAGUGUUGGUUCAGACUCUGUUACACCGACAGGAAAUGCUAAAACAGUAGAGGACUCGCCUGAUGAAGAUGACACUUUUAACUCCUUUCAGUACUGGAGGGUCCCCUUACCUGAACUUGACCUUUCACUGGUAGAAGACGCUAGGGACCAUUCCCAAACAAAAGACAAGUCCAAAGAAAAUUACACAACUGCGGAUGCAAUGGAGAGCUGAAGAUGUUGAACGCUUUAGGUCUUUUACUACCUGAGCAAAGUAUGAUGCUGUUAAGCAUAUAGAUGUGUCAGAACACAUUUAGGUGUAAAGGAGAUUAAAGGUGUCUCCUACAGUGAAACAGUCUCUUGCAUGGUGUAGGGUCUCAGUGACUUUAGGAGAACCUUUGUGAAGCAGCUCUUGGCCCUCCUGAACCUUUAGGUACAACAGGUUUAUAAAAGCUGUGCCAGACUGUUCUUUAUUUACACAUACUCCCCUUUUUGUUGCAUAAUCUGUUCUGCCAAUCUGCAGCAGAACCUGUGAAAAAGUUAGCUUGAGCAUCAAAUAAGAGCUGUCUCACCAAUCAAUGCAUCACUCUUGAGUGGGUUCUGGACAUUUUGCCUCUUUGCCAUUUUUUUUUGGCUUUGCAGCUUUGGUCGUAUCAUACCCAACUAUAUACCCAUAAAAAAACAUCUCUCUGCAGGGGGGUCGCUCAGAGUUUCCUCUAUAUGGGGAUCUGAACCACAGUCAGUGGUAACAGGGGUGAUAAAGUCUUAAGUAAAAAAAACAAUACAGAUAAAUUUAAUAUGUGAGAUUUUAGUAAUUGAUUAUAAAGAAAAUUUUGAUAUACAUGUGAACAGUUUUUUUUAUUGGUGAAGAAAAGAGAUAGGUUGGGAUUAGGUGUGGCCAGUGAACGGAUUCAAGAUAUACUGAGAUUUUGAGACGUUAUGUCAAAACAGCUCACAUUUUCUCUCCUAUGGUCAUUAUGAUAUGCUUGAGAAAGUGCCAUACUAACUAGCAGUAUGCAACAUAGGCUUAGGUCACAUUACUCCUCAGCCUGUUGCUGCACACUGACCACCAGAUGGCUGAAACUAGCCUACUACCUACAGGGUGAAAAAACAGCCGGGGUGUUUAGAAAUAUUUAGAAUCCCAAACUGCAAGGACAGACAUGGUGUGGAAACGUCCCGCCCAUCAAUCUUGUUAAGGAAUUUUAAACUUGCAGUACAGUCGGGUCAGUUAGAAGCUGUUUUAAAUAAGCUACUAGAUCAUUCUUUACAUUUUAGUUUUUAAUAAUAAGAUGUAAAGAAGACAUCUUAUUUUUACCCGAGGUCAAACUGUGAGAAUCUAGUUUAAAUAGUCCUAAAGUUCCCUGAGUUGUUGACAAAGGAUCUCACUUUUCAAUGCUGAAUUUAGGAACUUGUGUAUAACUUACUGAAGGAUGCAGUGCAGGACUGGGUUGUCAGUCCUUGUUGUAAAUAAAAACUAUUUUCAGUGCCCAAGUGAAUUUAUUUUUCUGUGACUGGGGUAUAAGAUGCAGGGUUUUGACCGGAAGCACGCUUGUUGAUGUACAGCUGGUCUCUGCGCCUGCAGUCGGUCCUCUGCUGCUGCGAAGCAUGUUUGUGGUCUGAAAGGGGACAGAGCUGCUCUGCUCCGGAGGUGAAACGGGGCUGGCCGUGCAGGAAGGAGGAGACCUCAAGGAUUCUUGGAAAAGCUCGGUGCCCUUUGGACCUGCAGCUGAAUAAGCCCAGCCGACAAGGGUAAUGAUAAAGAGGUGGGAUGUGAAAGAAGGUCUCCGUUUGACUUAAGCAUUUUGUUUAUGUUUUACCCGCAGAGCGCAGCAAUGAAAGGAAAAUCUUGGAUCGAGGAGACCUUCUUCAGAAGGGAGUGCAUAAAGUUCAUUCCUUCCUCUUGGGACCAGCACAGAUGCAUUCCAGUAUGUCAAGUGUGCCAAAGCCUGAUCAGAUGUUGCUGUGGCCGCUUGAUGGGGGAACACUCUUGGCAGGAGUCCUGUCCUCUGACAUCCCUCUAUCCCAGUCCUGGACAGGGCAUGGAGGAGGAGUGGUCCAUGGAGGCUCAUACAAGAGCCAGUCCCACCGACGCCUAUGGGAUUGUAGACUUUCAAGAUACCGCCACACGUGUCUGUCGGGCAAAGUAUGUACGCGUGGGCAUGGACUCCAAGCCAGAGGCGCUGCUCCAGCUGAUGCUGAGGGAAUGGCAGAUGGAGAGACCAAAGCUACUGCUGACUGUCCACGGAGGGUCAGAAAAUUUUAUCCUGCCCCCUAAAGUGAAGCAGGCCUUCAGUAAGGGGCUCAUUACGGCUGCCAUAAGCACAGGAGCAUGGAUACUUACUGAUGGGAUUAAUACAGGUGUGUCUAAGUAUGUGGGCGAGGCAGUGAAGUUAUUUGGAGGCCACAACCUGAGGAAGAGAAACACGAUUGGCAUCACACCAUGGGGAAUGAUUGACAACAACAUGGACCUCAUAGGCAGAGAUGUAUUCAGACCCUACCAACCACUGGGAAACCCUUUAAGCAAGCGAGCCUGUCUUAAUGGCUUCCAUUCCCACUUUCUGUUGGUGGAUGAUGGGACGUUGGGAAAACCUGGUGGUCAGCAAGGCCUCAGGAGAAAACUGGAGAAACAUAUUCAGCUGCUGAAGAUACACCCCCGACUGAACCAGGGAGUGCCUGCACUGUGUGUGGUGGUGGAAGGAGGCCCUGCCAUUGUAUCAACAGUGUUGGAUUAUGUUAGCAAUGUGCCCCCUGUGCCAGUGUUUGUAUUUGAGGGGUCGGGCAAGGCUGCCGACCUCAUCGCCUUCUUACACAAGCAGACUGCUAAUGAUAGGCAGUUGGAUGCUGAUAUUAAAGAAGACUUCCUGGGUAGGAUAGGAGAUGUGUUUGGAGUUGAGGGGACUGAAGCUGCUCACCUGUACACUCUUCUCCAGCAAUGUAUGGAUCACAGACAUUCAAUCACCAUCUUCGACUCUGAGUCAGACGAGCAGAUGGCAACUGAUGCAGCCAUUUUGAAUUCUGUUCUUAAGGGAACCAAAGCCAGUCCAUCAGAGCAGCUGAGUAUGGCCCUGGCCUGGGACCGGGCUGACGUUGCACAGAAAGACAUCCUGGUGUAUGGUCAGCACUGGCAGGUGGGUUCUUUGGAACAAGCAAUGCUGGACUCUCUGGUGAUGGACCGUGUCAGUUUUGUGAAAUUGCUGAUUGACAACGGCAUGACAAUGAGCCGCUUCCUCACUGUGGACCGCCUGGAGGAGCUCUACAACUCACCCCAGGGUCAGACUCGGCGCUUCUUGCAGCACCUUGUUGAAGAUGCAAAACAGACCUCUCUUCCUAUAGGUUACCGUCUGUCUCUCAUUGACAUGGGGUUGGUUAUAGAGUACCUCAUCGGAGGCGCGUAUCGAAGCACCUACACUCGGAAAAACUUCAGAGCUGCCUACAGCCGCAUGCAGGGCAAAGACAGUAGAUGUGACAGCUCAGGUUCCUUUAGUGAACAAAGACAAAGGAUGAGCUUGAAUAAUGGUAGAAGUCAACAAGAUCUGCAUUUCUUCAGAACUGCCCAACCCUACAAAAGCAAAGAUCAGACUGUGUCGACUAGGACCAGUCAUCAGGUGGGAUUGAGUUCAGGCCUUGGCGGCGCCCUGCCGCCCUGUCCUUUCAACUUCAACGACCUGUUUGUGUGGGCUGUGCUCCAGCAACGCCAGCAGAUGGCGCUGUUCUUGUGGCAACAUGGGGAGGAAGCAUUGGCAAGAGCCAUUGUGGGCUGUAAGCUUUAUCGCUCGAUGGCCUUUGAGGUACGGCAGAGUAACAUGGACGACAUUAUUGCAGAGCGAUUCAAGGCAUAUUCAAUUGAGUUUGGUCAGCUGGCAGUGGAUGUGCUAGAUUGUGCAUUUCAGCAGAACGAGCAAAUGGCCAUGAAACUGUUAACCUCUGAGAUGGAGGCAUGGAGUCACUUCACAUGUCUGCAGCUGGCUGUCUCCUCAUGUCAUAGAGCAUUUGUGUCCCACUCCUGCACUCAGACCCUGCUCACAGAUCUCUGGACCGGCCCACUCAACAUGAGAAAAAACUCUUUUCUGAAGAUUAUUUUGAGCCUUCUCCUGCCUCCUGCCAUCUUGCUUCUGGAGUUUAAAAGCAAAGCUGAGAUGUGCCACGUACCACAGAGCCAUGAAACAAUGCUGUUUGGGCUCGAGUCUGCCAAAUCACCGCCAGUCCCUGAGGGAUCCAAUCAGAUGGACAGUCUAGAUGCAGAGCGAGGCCUCCCAUUUUAUAAUAAAACUCUCUGUUGUGCUUCGGAAACCGUGUCCACUGUAUUUGUGCAGUGUCUGUCCUGGAUCACAAAACUCUAUGAUUUUUACACCGCUCCUGUUGUUAAGUUCUGGUUUCACACGAUGUCCUACUUGGGCUUUCUAAUGCUGUUCUCCUACGUCAUCCUGGUGAAGAUGGAGGAUCAGCCAAGUGUUAAGGAGUGGUUAGUUAUUGCCUACAUCAUAUCAACAGCCAUUGAGAAAACCAGAGAGGUUUUAAUGUCUGAACCGAGGAAGCUGAGGCAGAAGCUGAAGAUUUGGUUCUCAGAGUACUGGAACAUAUCAGACUUUGUUGCCAUCCUCCUGUUCCUGGCUGGGCUUUCGAUGCGUUUGCAUGGUGAUCCAUACCGGACUGCAGGGCGCACUGCUUACUGUCUGGACAUCAUUUUCUGGUUUAUCAGAGUUUUGGAUCUUCUGGCUGUCAAUCAGCAUGCUGGACCUUACAUCACCAUGAUCACCAAGAUGACCACUAACAUGUUCUUCAUUGUGGUAAUGAUGGCUAUUGUGCUGCUGAGCUUUGGGGUGUCCAGGAAGUCCAUCUUGUCGCCAGAUCAAGAGCCAUCGUGGAGUCUAGCUCGAGAUGUAGUCUUUCAGCCCUACUGGAUGAUCUUUGGCGAAGUUUACGCAGGAGAAAUUGAUCCAUGUGCUGAGGGUGGUUCGUGUCCUCCUGCAUCUUUCCUACCACCGCUUCUCCAGGCUGUCUACAUGUUCUUCCAGUACAUCAUCAUGGUCAACAUUCUCAUUGCAUUUUUUAACAACAUCUAUUUUGAUAUGGCCUCAAUAUCCAACAAACUGUGGAAGUACAAUCGUUACCGCUACAUAAGAACCUACCAGGAUAGGCCGUGGCUGCCCCCGCCCCUCAUCCUUUUCAGUCAUGUGGUUCUUGCAGUGAGAAGCAUCUACAGGAGAUUUUGUGGAGAUGCUGAGCAAGAUGAGAGGCGCUCUGGGCUAAAACUAUAUCUGGGCCUGAAAGAUAGAAAGAAGCUCUAUGAGUUUGAGGAGAAAUGUGUCGAAGUCUACUUUCGUGAGAAGAAUGAAGAUCUCCACAACACUGAAAUAAACAGAAUCAGAGCCACAGCUGAGAGAGCUGAUGAGCUGUGUGGGAUGGUGGGGGAGGUCUCAGAGAAGGUCCACUUCAUUCAGGACAGCCUGUCGGAGUUGGAUGGUCAGCUUGGUCAGCUUCAGGACCUUUCUGCAUUGGCUGUGGACACCAUCGCUCUGCUUCUUGCCUCUGACAGCCUUCAACAGGAAGAGGCCCGUCUGGCUCAGUGUCGCCGUGUCAAAGAAGCACACCGUCACGUCCUUCCUCACAGCUGGACCCUCCCACACAGGGGAAGAGGAGACUGUGAUGUUUCUAAUGCGCGCCUCCUGAAGAUUGAAGCCUGUAAAAGCACCCCGCCCUCUUUGCUGAAGGGCUUUGCUCUCGAGGCCAGUCAGCGAGCAUUGCAGGAGCCCUACGUCGGAAUCAAAGAAGGCAAAGAAGGAAAAAAGGGACACACUGAGGCAGGAGAGGAAACAUCAAAAGAGGAUUUCAAGCCUGCUCCUGUUGAAGAUCCCAGUGAGAACUGGUUUAAAGGCUUUAGACAUGGAUCACAUGCUUCCACCUCUCAGUUUAAGUUUGGUGGUGCAAGGAAUAAGACACCUUCUGGGUCCCCUGAAUCAUCCCGCUGUGGGUCUCCUAUUUCUCCCAAAGCCUUUGGGAUGCCACAUAACAGAGCCUGGACAUAUGACCUAUAUUUGUAUCCCAGUCAGGAGGAAGCUUCAAUGGAAGAAGGAGAAGAGGAUGCUGAAAGGGAAGAGGAAGAAGAAGAAAUGACACAAGAAGAUCUAUCCCAUAUGGAGGAUGUAAGUGAACCAAGUUUUCCAUCCAGACAUUCCAGCAAUUGGAGAAAACCCCCAUUAUCCCCCAGGUGGGCGUGUAUGCACAGAGAACGUCCAUUUGGAUUCUGCAGGUCUCUUUCAUCCAGCAUGGAGAACAUGACUUUUUCUGGUGCACCCCUCAGUCCAACAAGGGGAUCUUUUCCAUCUCUUAAUGAAACGAUGAACAAGGCGUGCAUGUUUGACAGAAGAGGCUUUAGGGAUGAUACGUCUUUACAGUGCAGCAAGAGCCAAGAAUGGGCAAAGUCCCCAGACUCCUCUCAAGACCUAGACAGCAGAGGCAAAAACCACAACAGGAAGACAGUAAAGAUAAAAGAGAGCUCUGCAGAUCCAGAGAGCUUAGAGUCCCGCUUGUCUGAUGCCUUGUGGAGAAGACGCCGAAGGUUUAUUGGAGAACCUUUAUGUUGGUCAGCUUCAACCAGCCUCAGUCAGCUCAAUUUUGAUCCCACUGAUUUGAUGCAGAAGCAAGCAUUUUCCCAUCAGGAGAUGUGGAGCCCCACUCAUUCAGCAUGGAACAGCUGGGCCAGAUCAAUGAGCCGCAAGUCUUCUGUGCAGAGCGGAUUUGCUCCCGAAGCCAAGAGCUCCUCCUUCCAGUCCAGUGACAAUCUAUACCCACACUUUUCAGCCAUGGAGCGAAACAAUCUGAUGAGACUGGCUCACAGCAUUCCCUUUACUCCUGUUUCCAUUUUGGGAGGUGAAAAAGUGAGUGUCUUCUCUCUGGAGGAAGUACACAUUGAAGCUGAGUCCAGCUCAGUCUCUAGCUGGUCCUCCAGAGGUCUGUCUGCGCUGCUUAAGCCGCUCUCUAGUGAGGAGGGUUCCCUGGACGGGGGUCUCCGGCAGGGCUGCAGAAUGCUGUGUACCUGGGCAGAACAGGACGUGCUCAAGCUUGGUCAGAUAUAUGUGGUGAAAGCCUUUAAGCCGGAGGUGAUUCGUGCUUGGCAGAGGUACUUCCAUGGGUGCACCGCACUGCAGCUUUGUUUAAGGGAGAUCCAGCAGCAGAGAGCAGCUCAGAAAAUGAUGCAAGUGUUUAACCAGAUCAAACCUGAUGAUAUGCAUCACUCACCAAGAUUUCUAGAUGUUUCCCUGGCCCUCUGGCAUACUAAUGGCCAGUGGCUGACUAUUGAGAGAAAUCUGAAUGGCAACUUCAGGAAAUACAACAACAACACAGGGGAAGAGAUCGCCCCCUGCUGUUCACUGGAGGACAUGCUGUUGGCGUUUUCCCACUGGACAUACGAGUACACACGCAGAGAAAUGCUGGUGCUUGACAUACAAGGAGUAGGAGACGAGCUGACUGAUCCGACAGUCAUUAUGGGUGAUGACCAAAGCUGUAACAGGGGUGAAAUGCUCUUUGGUCCUGAUAACCUUGGAGACGUUGCCAUUAGUGCCUUCCUGCAGAAACACUCCUGCAACUUCUGCUGCCGCAGACUGGGUCUGAAAGAUUUAAGGAGGCACCCAGACAGCUGCGAGAACAGCAGCGAGGCAGAGCUGAUGUCGGGGAAAGAAGAACGAGACAGCGAUGGAAACGCGAUGUAACGUUUGACCGAGGAAGGAUGAAGCAGGAACAAAAAAAAAAGACACACGCACUUUAUCUAAAAAAUGUUUUUUUGAAACCAUAUCAGCCCUUAUUUGUUUACAGUGUAAACUGCCUGAUAGGAUUAUUGGAUUUUCUGAAUUUGAACUAAAAUUACUAAUAUUCACAUAUGAAUAUAAAGCGAAUAGAGAGACAACCAAAAAGGGUAAUAACAUUUAAUGACAUUUUCUGUAUUUUUUUUAAAUACAUAACUGAAUUAUUGUAAACUUGCACACUAUUUGUUGUUGUAUCUUGAAUCAAUAAUAAAAAACUGUUUAAAUAAAAAAUAGAAAAAGGCA